AUGGGACUCAUACCAAGAUCCUCCUACUACGAUGCGCAAUAUAAACAGAGCGCUGCUCUGAUUCGCGCAAGAAGGCCGUAUUUGAUCAAGAAUACUCUCACCGGGCUUGGACUCUUUGCAUUCACAAUAUCCAUCUACGCCUACACUAUCAAAGCCGUCUCCCAAGAUGAGUUCGAGGACGUUCAAGUACCAACUACGCAACAAUCACCCCGCGCUGGCGCCAGCACCAGUACGAGCGCACCUGCUGCGAAAUAA
Molecule: messenger RNA, 255 nt
Organism: Lachnellula hyalina
Lineage: Eukaryota; Fungi; Ascomycota; Leotiomycetes; Helotiales; Lachnaceae
Gene: COA3
Product: Cytochrome c oxidase assembly factor, mitochondrial
Exons: 3
Coding region: 1-255 (84 amino acids)
Biological process (GO): mitochondrial respiratory chain complex IV assembly
Cellular component (GO): mitochondrial inner membrane
Source: RefSeq, a predicted model, not a curated record